AUGGCACCACAUGUCACUCCAGAGGAGUUCAUCAAAGACCUCACAGAACUAUUCAGACUGGCGUCUGACUCCGGGACGGUGUUCCUCACACAAAAGCGAUACGACUAUAAUGAAAAUGCAGACAGUAAUAUGAACAACACAGCAGACAGCCAGUACGACGUUCUCUUGAGAGCUUCGGCUCAAGUGGGCGACAAGCAGCACAAAACAGCAACACGCAUAGCCUCGACACAACUAGACAGCUUCAUUGGACAGUAUAACAGUCUACUCCACCAGUCGCUCCAAGCAAAGAUGAGAAAGAGGGAUAGAAAGAGAGAAAAGCGUAAGGCUGACAUCGCAGCCAUCAGAAAACGUAAAUUAGAGACACCAACAGACAUACCAAAGACAAAGAGGGGGGCUGGAAGACGCAAGUUCCAACGUAAAGUCAAAGCCGAGCAGAAGAGAGUUCAAACACUGAAUAAGACCUUGUAG
Molecule: messenger RNA, 468 nt
Organism: Wallemia mellicola CBS 633.66
Lineage: Eukaryota; Fungi; Basidiomycota; Wallemiomycetes; Wallemiales; Wallemiaceae
Exons: 2
Coding region: 1-468 (155 amino acids)
Biological process (GO): SRP-dependent cotranslational protein targeting to membrane
Cellular component (GO): signal recognition particle, endoplasmic reticulum targeting
Molecular function (GO): endoplasmic reticulum signal sequence receptor activity; 7S RNA binding
Source: RefSeq, a predicted model, not a curated record